CAAAUCAGGACACCAUGUUGAAUUGAUGUUUUGAGCCAAAUCGCUGGCACUACUCGAGAGUUUAGUUUGGUUUUAUGUCUUCUAAAAGAGUCUCCGCCUGUUAGACGACAACAGAACCGUGCUCAGGGAAACAAUGAAGCUAACAGACAUAAAGAAGUUAAAAGUAGCCGAGCUCCGGUCCAGACUUAAAGAACUCAAUCUGGACUGCAGGGGACUGAAGGCUGAGCUGGUGGACAGGCUGUGGUCAGCAACAGAGGCUGGACUAAGUGGGAAAGACGUGGACGAAGAGCUAAGACUACAGAAUGACAGCGUAAAUACACUAAUUUCAACGACUGAGGCAGUUUCAUCGGCACCAUCGCCGGCAGAGAGUGAGGUUAGUGUUCGGAGUGAAAGUGUCAGAAAGUUUACAGACUGUGGCACACAGACAGACAGAGAUACAACUCCAACAGCACACCAACAGAGCUCUAAAGCAGACGGUGAUGUUGGUCUGACAGCACAACAACAACAACAAGGCUCUAAAAGGGACAUUAGUACUACUCUGACAACACAGCAACAAGGCUCUGAGUGUAUUUCAGAGUGUGUUCCUGGAUUACACCAACCAGAGGAGAGAGCACCAGGAGAGAACCAGAGAGCUCAUCCAUCAGAGGAGAGGAGCAGAGGAAGAGCUUUCUACGAGUUCAAAGAGGAGAUUCGAUACAAAAGAGCCAAGUCACCACAACCUCCACUGGACAGAGAGCAGGCAGAGGAGGAAGAUGAAAACAAAGUCAGACUAGAUCUGUAUAACGGUCACCUCCACUUUGAGGUGGGUCCUGAUCGUACAUAUGGCCAGCCUCGAUUCUGGGAACGAUUCCCCCUGCUGUGGUCUGGCUGCAGGCUCACCCAUGGGGUGCUGCAAGGCAGGGUGGGCUUUGAAGUGAGGCUGGAAAGAAAGUUGAUGCCGUCACAGCAGGAGAAAGAUGCAGACACUGGCUUUUACGGCCUGAGAGUUGGUUGGUCGAUGGCCAACAGUUCUUUACUGCUGGGUGAAGACAAAGUCUCUUUUGCUUAUGAUGGUCGUGGUAAAAAAGUGUCAGGUGGUAAGGAAGAAGACUUUGGAUCUACAGUUUCAGAGGGAGAUAUCAUUGGCUGUUAUGCCGUUUUCUCCACAGAUGGUGCUGUUGAGCUCUCCUUCCAUAAAAACGGGCGUUUCAUGGGUACUGCCUUUUCCCUUGGUGCAUCUGUGCUUCAGGGUGGUGCUCUGUUCCCUCAAAUCCUCUGUAAGAGUUGUUUGGUCAGACUCCACCUAGAUCCCACAGCUCCGCCCUGGUACCCUGGCCCUCCUGGGUUUACACCUCUGGCAGCUGUUCCUGCUGAGCGGAGGGUCCGUGCCACGUUGGCUCCUACCGUCAGGACACAGUGCAAGGUUUUAUUGAUGGUGGGUCUUCCUGGUUCAGGGAAGAGUUGCUGGGCUCAGACUCACAUGAAGCAGCACCCAGAGAAACAGUACAGACUGCUGAGCACAGAGGAGCUGCUGGCAUGUAUGCUGAAUGGUGGACAGAGGGACAGCAGGCUGCAGCAGGCUUCACAGUGUCUUACUGAAGUGAUCAAGACGGCUGCUCAGUCUCCUGGCAACUAUAUCCUCGACCAGUGUAACAUCCUCUUUUCUGCACGCGGCCACAAGCUCCAGCUGUUUGCAGGCUUCAGGCGCCGAGUGGUGGUAGUGUUCCCCUCAGCCGAGGAGUGGAGAAGACGACUGUCCCAGCAGGAGAUGAGUGAAGGAGAGAAGAUCCCUGAGACCUCCCUGCUCAAACUGCAAGCGAGCUGCAGUCUCCCUGAGCAGCACAGCGAGCUGCAGGAGGAGCUGCUGUAUGUGGAGCUUCCUCAGGAACAGGCACAGACGCUCCUGCAGGUGUACAAAGAUGAGGCUCGCAGACUGUUGCCCCCCAACCCCAAACAGGAGAAGAAGAAACCUCGGCUUCACAAGAAGAGACCUUAUCCUCUAGGCCCUCCACCCCCACAGAGGAUCCAGUGGACUGGACAUUAUGGGUGGAACGACAUGAACUUUCAGCUGUGGAGGCAGCAGCCAGCAUAUUGGAACAUGGGGUUUUUCGACUGUGGAUACAAAGGCUACUGAUGAAAAACCUGGAGCCUGCAGAUACACAUGCAGCUGCAUUGUUUGUUUUUAUGGUGUGGUACUAUUUUACUCAGGCUCUUAGUUAAAAAGGAGAGGUAACUACAGUCCAUCAGCAAGUAAUGCUAUGCAGAGAUAAUCAUGUUUAAUGUUUACACUGUAAACCAGGUCCCUUUUAGGAUUUUAUUAAACCUGUUUUUAAACCUAUCACCUGAUUCUCCUGUACAGUGUAAUAUAAAAAUACAGUAUUUUAGCACCAGCAUUGGUCAGAGGGUGCUAAAAGACAAAGGAAUAAAUACCUAAACUCUAAUAUUUU
Cheilinus undulatus (humphead wrasse) is the source of this 2426-nucleotide messenger RNA. RefSeq names its product heterogeneous nuclear ribonucleoprotein U-like protein 2. Gene Ontology annotation, cellular component: membrane. The record is from RefSeq and is a predicted model, not a curated record. The transcript is spliced from 11 exons. Gene Ontology annotation, molecular function: protein binding. Bases 134 to 2113 code for a protein of 659 amino acids. NCBI's taxonomy places the organism in Eukaryota, Metazoa, Chordata, Actinopteri, Labriformes, Labridae.